GUAAAUUAAGAGAAAAUUUGGUUAUAUAUUAUUUUUGAUAAUUAUUUUAAUUUGUAAAUAAUUUUCAAAAGAAAAAAAAUACAAAUUUGACGAGUCGAGAAAAAAUAAAAUUGAUGUAUGACGAGUCAAUGAACGAAUUAUUAUUACCACUGUGGGAUAAUAAAAUGAAAUAAUAAAAAAAAUGCAUCCUUCAAAACCAAUAAUGUCUGCCGGAGCACAGAAAAAACAAGUUCCCCGUCUUCCUGAAGUUUACUCAUCUGGAAGUAAAAGUCGAGCUUCACGAUUGGAUUUAGUAGGAAAUGAAGAGUGGAUGCGAAAUAAAACUCUUCUCAAACCAGAUGAUCAGUUGCAAUUAACGGAAGCUGAAUUACAAGAAGAAAUUGCACGUGUAUUACAAAUACAAAAUACGAGAAUUCCUGACAAUUUGAUAGAAUGGUCCUGGAAACAGAGGGAAUUUAUUCCAAUGCCAGAUCCACCAAAUAUCGUCACUAUUCUCAAUGUACCUGGUAUUCUUUUGCAUAAAGAUUCCGAAGAAGCAAAAAUGCAAUUGGCAGGUGGACUAAUCGUCGAAUCCCAAGAAGAGGAACAAUCAAUUACAGAAGAAUUCGAGGAUCAAAUGGUGGAGGAAGAAGAAGAAGAAAGAGAAGACGAUGAAGUAGGAGAAGAAAUAGAGGACGAAUCUGAGGAACAAGGAAAAGAACCCCAGGUUGAAGUGGAACAAGAAAUAGACGAAGAAGAAGUUGAGAAAACAAAACCAAAAAAAGUACCAAAUCAAUUUAAUUUUUGUGAAAGAGCAACAUUAACGUACAAUAAUCCUAUUCGUGAUAUGACUACGCAAACUGUACCACCUCCAAGUGCCUCAUACAGUGCUGAUGUUUAUCAAUGGACAAUUUUCGAUGACUAUCAAGAAGACUAUGAACAACAGCAAAAGGAAAAGGAGAAAGAUAAAAAAGUACCUUUACCACAGGCUAAAAAAGAAGAAUUAAAAAAACAAUCACAAGUGGAAGCUGUGGCUGUAACAAAUAGAAUGCUACAAUCUGCCAAAACAUUGGAGCGAAUGGUGAAUCAGAAUAUUUAUAAUGAAAUAUUGCAGGAUUACAGAUACUGGGAUGAUCCGAGUGAUGAAUUUAAAGAUGGAGAAGGCUCUUUGUUACCAUUGUGGAAAUUUAAUUAUGAAAAGACAAAAAAACAUGAUGUCACAGAUUUAUGUUUUAACAGUAGAUAUUACGAUUUAUUUGCCGUUUCAUUUGGAACAAUGUGUUUCGAUAGUUCGAUAACAAUGGGAGCAGUUUGUUUAUUCAGUUUGAAGAAUCCUUCAUAUCCAGAAUGGAUUUGUCUAACAGAAUCACCUGUUAUGUGUUUAGAUUUUAAUAUACAGCAUCCUCAUCUUUUAGUUAUAGGCACUAUGGAUGGAGCAGUUUCGGUUUAUAAUGUCAUUUUACCAUCUUCUGCACCACAAUAUAAGAGUAAUGAUGUCAAUCAAAAACACGCUGGAAUCGUUUGGCAGAUUUGUUGGGCCCCAGAUACAGAAGAGGGAAAUCUCGCUUUUUACAGUAUUAGCAUUGAUGGGAAAAUUAAUUAUUGGGUAUUACUUCAAAAUGAUCUUGGCUUUACGACAAUAAUGACACUUUUUCUCGAUACGUCACCAAUAACAGGACCUGACGGUACAAUAGUUACAUUAAAAAGCUGUGGAACGUGUAUAGCAUUUCAUCCAAAAGAUCAAAAUAUUUUUCUCGUUGGCUCUGAAGAAGGAACAAUUUACAAAUGUAACACUGCUUAUAAUAGCGUUUACAUGAGAACUUAUGAAGAAGCUCAUAAUAUGCCUAUUUAUAAAAUUGCUUUUAAUAAAUAUAAUUCGAAUAUAUUUGCAAGUUGCUCGGGUGAUUGGAGAAUAAAAAUUUGGGAAGAUGAUCGACCAGAACCACUUUUUAUGUUUGAUCUUGGAGUACCAAUUGGUGAUGUACAAUGGGCUCCUUAUAGUUCCACAGUAUUUGCUUGUGUUUCAAAUGAUGGUAAAGUCACGGUAUUUGAUUUAAAUGUUAAUAAAUAUCGUCCAAUUUGCUCACAGGCCAUUGUCAGUAAAAAGAAGAAUAAACUAACAAGAUUGGCAUUCAAUAACUCUCUACCUUUCAUUAUAGUUGGUGAUGAUAAGGGCACUGUACAUACGUUAAAAUUAUCUCCAAAUUUAAGAAUAAAAGUGAAACCAACAAAGAAACAAUCACAUUUAUCAAGUGCUGAACUAGAAACAAUGAAAUUAGAAAGAUUAUUAAGUUUUGUUAGGGAACCCACAACGUUGACAUCUCCAAAAGAUGUAAGAAGUCCAAAACAGUAACAAUUUUUCUUUUUUUUUAGAAAAAACAAUAUAAUUUAAAGAUUUAAAAAAAGGGUACAUUGGGCGAUUUAUAUUAAAAAAAAUAAAUUCGCAAAUUAUAAAAAUUCACGGAUUUAUUUAUUAUUAAUAAAUUAAUUAUUCGAUUUUUUUUUUUUUACUGAAAGAGACUAAAUUUUUUAUUCAACAAUAACAACCUAUCAAUACAUAUGAAAAUGAAACAAUGUAUAUAGGUAUAUAUACAUAUAUAUAUAUAUUUAAUAUUUAAAUAUUUAUCUUCGUAUUCAUUCAUACACUCUACAAUACAUUACUUAUAAUGUAUCAAAUCAAUUCUCACCGCAGGCAGAGAAUAAUCGAUUAUUUAAGAAAGCGCUUUUUUUUUAAAGUUAAAAAUAGUUUAUAUCUAUCGUCAUUUAAAUGAAUUAUGGACUUUACUGAGAUUACACAUUUUAUGGGCUUAUCUUUACGUUUAUAAAUUUUUUUUUACUGUAUUCACGAAUAGUUACAAUAUUUAUAUAUAAUAAAAAAAAUUGACUAUCUUAUAUUAUUGAAUAUUGACUUCAAUUUGUUGUUCAACUAUAAAAUUAUUAAUUUUGUUGA
Messenger RNA from Leptopilina boulardi, 2929 nucleotides. RefSeq names its product dynein intermediate chain 2, ciliary. The record is from RefSeq and is a predicted model, not a curated record. Lineage: Eukaryota; Metazoa; Arthropoda; Insecta; Hymenoptera; Figitidae. Gene Ontology annotation, molecular function: dynein heavy chain binding; dynein light chain binding. Gene Ontology annotation, biological process: outer dynein arm assembly; cilium movement. The transcript is spliced from 15 exons. Gene Ontology annotation, cellular component: outer dynein arm. The coding region runs from base 182 to 2332 and encodes 716 amino acids.